Molecule: messenger RNA, 1380 nt
Organism: Mytilinidion resinicola
Lineage: Eukaryota; Fungi; Ascomycota; Dothideomycetes; Mytilinidiales; Mytilinidiaceae
Exons: 2
Coding region: 1-1380 (459 amino acids)
Biological process (GO): regulation of DNA-templated transcription
Molecular function (GO): protein binding; sequence-specific DNA binding; zinc ion binding
Source: RefSeq, a predicted model, not a curated record
AUGGAUCUCUCUCAAAUCGACCCGGACAGCCAGAGCCAGCCAGUUCCGUCGUACAGCGCCCCGAUCACCUCGCAGCAGCAACAACAACAACAACAACAACAGCUUCAGCAGCCCAUAGGUUCUAGGGUCGAAGCAAAUGAUGCCUACGCCAUGCAAAACACCAUGUCUGGUGUGGGCGCGGGGCCUUUGCCUACGGGCUUUGGGGCACAGAACAUGAACCCGUCGGGCAGUAUGCUGACCGAGUUUACGAAGCGGCGGAACUGGUCGCAGCGCGUGCUGGACGAGCUGAGGGACUUCCUGCAUAUCCUCACGCCUGACGGCCGCAUCAUGUAUGUGUCGCCGUCAUGUAAGGACAUCACCGGCUACGAGCCUGUCCAGCUAGUGGGCCGCUUCGUGAACGAACUGAUCCACCCGGACGACAGCGGCAUCUUUGUCCGUGAGUUCAACGAGUCUAUCGCCUCGGGCAACCCGCUGCGCUUCUUCUACCGAUUCCGCAAGGAAGACGGCUCGUGGAUCAUCUUCGAAUCGCACGGUCACCCGCACCUCUCUACCGACAGCACCUUCACUCCCAGUGGUCCCACAUUAUGCCGCGGGUUCUUCAUGAUGGCACGGCCAUACCCGACCAAAAACGCCGCGCUCCUCGACUCCUUCCUCGAACACAAAAUUGAAAACGAGAGGCUCACAAAGCGGGUAGCGGAGCUGAAGCGGGAGGAGCAAGAGGAAGAAGAACAACAGGAGAGGCAUUGGAGCAGACGGACGGAAGGAUACUCGUCAGUCUCGCAGUCCGAAACCCAGCGGACUGACGCGGAGUCGUCAUCGCUCAAUGAGUCGAAAGCUAUGCCACCACCAGCGAAACCCGUCGCUUUGAACACGGCUCUCACCCGGCAAAACCUCGACGAAGCACUUUCUGCGACUAAAGCCGAUAGUAUCAAUGACAAGAUGGCACGAUACGAGGGCGCCACGCAUUUGGAGACAAUCGAGAUGUUGACGGGGUUGCGAUAUCGCGACGGAGAACGAUCACAAGGCAUCAGUACUGGGGACGCGAGCCCCUUGCUAAUCAGGGGAGAUGUCGGGAUCCAAAUAUCCCUGGACAAAGACCAGAGAGGUUCUUUGGAUAAAAAAAAGAAGCUGAAGAUUGCCGACGAGUAUGUGUGUACGGACUGCGGGACUUUGGAUUCGCCUGAAUGGAGGAAAGGUCCAAACGGACCAAAAACUCUAUGCAAUGCCUGUGGAUUGCGGUGGGCGAAGAAAGAAAAGAAACGGCAGGGCGGUAACACAUCCAUCUCACACCCAGCGAAUAUACCUCAACAACCUAGUGAAAACCAGAGCAUACAGACGAACUCAAAUUCGAAUACGACUACAAACACGAAUAACAGUUGA